This is a messenger RNA of Nannospalax galili (Upper Galilee mountains blind mole rat), 7048 nucleotides long. It is a transcript of the gene Arhgef11, whose product is annotated as Rho guanine nucleotide exchange factor 11. NCBI's taxonomy places the organism in Eukaryota, Metazoa, Chordata, Mammalia, Rodentia, Spalacidae. The transcript has 44 exons. Bases 1198 to 6039 code for a protein of 1613 amino acids. Gene Ontology annotation, cellular component: cytoplasm. Gene Ontology annotation, biological process: G protein-coupled receptor signaling pathway; Rho protein signal transduction. The record is from RefSeq and is a predicted model, not a curated record. Gene Ontology annotation, molecular function: G protein-coupled receptor binding; guanyl-nucleotide exchange factor activity.
CGGGCGAGGGCGAGCGGGGGAAGGGCCGGAAGCCGAGCGGUCGGGACGCCGGGAGCGAAGCUCCUGCAGCGGGCGCUGAGGGCCAAGCGCCGGGAGGCCGCAGCGGGCGGGCGGGGACCGAGGCCGGGGCCGCGGCCCGGGCUUCCGGAGCCGGUGUGGAGGAAGCCUUGCCGAAGCCGAGCGGCAACAAUAGUCCCCGCGAGGAGUAGUGCGGAAUCGCGAGGAAGUGGGAUCUCGGUUUCAUGGAGGCUGCGGCCAGAGUAAUUUUCGGAGCCUGGAUGUGGAGAAGCAGAAAGAACUGAGGAAAUUGUAUCUCAGAAAAAGGCCUAACGGAGCCUGGGUCUAACCCGACUGGGCGAGGUGGAGGAACCUGCAAGUUUAAGGGAAAAAGAGCGAUUUAUGAUUCCCUCGGGUUUGUGCUAAUGCUACCAUUUUAAAGGCAAAAAGCAUUGCACUUCAGGUGUUUUGUGAUUUUUUUUUCCUAUGUGCGAUUGACUCAUUUUAGAAUUCAAAAUCCUGAAUGUAAAAGAUUGCUGUUUUUUUAAAGAAAUUUUGGUUCCCAGGGUUGCGCUGGUCUUAGUGUGUGUACAUACUGUUGUAUGGGUUUAUUUAUUUUAAGCUGUGUAAAUCAGCUGGAAGAUUUUUUUUUUCCAAGUGCCAUUUCGGAUUUAUUCAUCCUUUUUUAUCCUUCCCUCGAGUAAUUCUGCUGUUGUCAUUUUAAGCAUUGGAAACCAGAGAUUUUUUUCACCCUUCGGAGCUUAAGGCUCCCUUGCAAACAGAAAGACAGUUGGGAAAAAGGAUUUUUAUCUGUUUGCAGUUAAGACUGAUGUUUUGAAGGCACAUUCUUUCUGUGAUUCAUUUUUUAGCCUGUAGUGCUAACCUUGAAGAGAUUUGUGGUUAGGAUUUUGGUUUCUAAGAAGGUCAUAGUUUUUUCUCUUUUCGUCUUUUUCUUUCUUUUUUUCCUUUUUAACACGGCAAGGGGAGGGGAAAGGGUCAAGAAAGCAGGAAACCAUGUUAACUGGUAGAAGUAGAAUGGAGCUGCAGUUACCAGGGUCCUGACAGCUGGAAGAGAAAGGAUUCAGUCCUCAACUUGGGAGGCCCUCCGCUCGCUUUCUUACAAAUUGCAAGGGAUUCAGUCCUGAUCAAGACACCCAAAGGAGUUACAGGAUUCUGGAAUUGUGGAGACGCCAAGAAACCAUGAGCGUAAGAUUACCCCAGAGUAUAGACAGAUCAGCCAGUAAAAAGCAAUCUCACCUGUCCAGCCCCAUUACAGCCUGGUUAAGUAGCCUGUCUUCUCUGGGAGAGUCCACAACUGAACGCAAGUUCCCGUCCCACCACUACCAACCCUCCGACACCUCUGAGACAACAGGUCUUGUUCAACGCUGUGUCAUCAUCCAAAAGGACCAACAUGGCUUUGGCUUCACAGUUAGUGGGGAUCGCAUUGUUUUGGUCCAGUCUGUGCGUCCUGGAGGUGCAGCCAUGAAGGCCGGUGUGAAAGAGGGUGACCGGAUCAUCAAAGUUAAUGGCACCAUGGUGACGAACAGCUCACACUUGGAGGUGGUGAAGCUUAUCAAAUCUGGUGCCUAUGUUGCACUGACCCUUCUGGGCUCAUCACCUUCCUCUAUUGGUGCUGGUGCCUCUGGGCUCCAGCAGGACCCAUCUUUGGCAGGAGUGCCCCGAGUCACCCCCAUGAUUCCUCCACCACCACCUCCUCCACCCCUGCCAUCUUCACAACACAUCACGGAACCCAAACCUCUUCAGGAUCCCGAAGUUCAAAAGCAUGCCACCCAGAUCCUCAGGAAUAUGUUGAAGCAGGAGGAAAAAGAGUUACAGCAUAUCUGUGAGGUGUAUAGCCGGAACCCCAUCAGCCUGCUGGAAGAGCAGAUGGAAGGUGCUCGGCGGCGAGUCACUCAGUUACAGCUGAAGAUCCAACAGGAGACUGGUGGCUUGGUGGACAUACUUCCACUAUAUGGUGAAACUAGCCAGAGACAAUCUGAAGGCCACCUUUCCCUGGAUUCCCAGGAGGCAGACAGUGGCUUGGACUCGGGGACAGAACGCUUUCCCUGUACCAGUGAGUCAUUGAUGAAUCGGAACUCGGUAUUGUCAGAUGCUGGACUAGACAGCCCCCGAACAUCCCCUAUAAUCCUGGCAAGGGUGGCACAGCACCACAGGCAACAGAACUCAGAUGCACCAGUACUCCAACCCAAUGACCAGGAUCCUAGGGAAUCUAGAUACCAAGGGCUUCAGAGACCAGGUGUUACAAGACUGGAGGAUCUCCAGAUAUGUGAUGUAGAUCAAAACCUAAAGCCUCUGAUUAUUGGCCCAGAGGAAGAUUGUGACCCAGGUUAUUUCAACAACGAGAGUGACAUCAUUUUCCAAGAUCUUGAAAAACUGAAGUCACGACCAGCUCACCUGGCAGUUUUUCUACGUUACAUCUUCUCUCAGGCAGACCCUGGUCCAUUGCUUUUUUAUUUGUGUUCAGAAGUUUAUCAACAGACAAACCCCAAGGAUUCCCGAAGCUUGGGAAAAGACAUCUGGAAUAUUUUCCUAGAGAAAAGUGCGCCUCUUCGAGUGAAGAUCCCUGAAAUGUUGCAGGCUGAGAUUGACUUGCGCCUGCGGAAUGGUGAGGAUCCUCGAAGCUUUCUCUGUGAAGCUCAGGAGGCAGCCAUGUUGGAGAUCCAGGAACAGAUCAAUGACUACAGAACAAAGCGCACUCUGGGGCUGGGCAGCCUGUAUGGUGAAAAUGACCUGCUAGAGCUGGAUGGGGACCCUCUGCGAGAGCGUCAAAUGGCCGAAAAGCAGCUGGCUGCCCUUGGAGACAUCUUAUCCAAAUAUGAGGAAGACCGGAGUGCUCCCAUGGACUUUGCCGUUAAUACCUACAUGAGCCAUGCUGGGAUCCGUCUUCGGGAGGCACGACCCUCCAGCACAGCAGAAAAAACCCAGUCUGCUCCUGACAAGGACAAGUGGCUGCCCUUUUUCCCUAAGACCAAGAAGCAGAGCAGCAAUUCCAAGAAAGAAAAGGAUGUCUUGGAGGACAAGAAACGAAACCCCAUUCUCAAAUAUAUUGGGAAGCCCAAAAGCUCUUCUCAGAACACAUUUCAUAUUCCCUUGUCCCCUGUGGAAGUUAAACCAGGUAAUGUGAGGAACAUCAUUCAGCACUUUGAGAACAGCCAGCAAUAUGAUGUCCCAGAACCGGGAACACAACGACUCUCAACAGGAAGCUUUCCUGAGGACCUACUGGAAAGUGACAGCUCACGCUCAGAGAUUCGCCUGGGCCGCUCUGAGAGCCUCAAGGGCCGGGAAGAGAUGAAGCGAUCUCGGAAGGCAGAAAACGUGCCCCGCUCUCGAAGUGAUGUUGAUAUGGAUGCUGCUGCUGAGGCCACUCGCCUCCACCAGUCAGCUUCGUCCUCUGCUUCCAGCCUCUCCACUAGGUCUCUUGAGAACCCAACCCCUCCUUUCACCCCCAAAAUGGGCCGCAGGAGCAUCGAGUCCCCCAAUCAGGGGUUCUACACAGAUGUCCUCCUUCCCCACCUCCUGGAGGAUGAUCUGGGCCAGCUGUCUGACCUGGAGCCAGAGCCAGAUGUCCAAAACUGGCAGCAUACAGUAGGCAAGGAUGUGGUGGCAGGGCUGACACAGAAGGAGAUUGACCGGCAAGAGGUCAUCAAUGAGCUAUUUGUGACGGAAGCAUCCCACCUACGCACACUUCGGGUCCUGGACCUCAUCUUUUACCAGCGCAUGAAAAAGGAGAACCUAAUGCCCCGGGAAGAGUUGGCCCGGCUCUUCCCUAACCUGCCUGAACUCAUAGAGAUUCACAAUUCCUGGUGUGAAGCGAUGAGGAAGCUCCGGGAAGAGGGUCCCAUCAUCAAAGACAUCAGUGACCUCAUGCUGGCUCGGUUUGAUGGUCCUGCCCGAGAGGAACUCCAGCAAGUAGCUGCACAAUUCUGUUCCUAUCAGUCAAUAGCACUAGAGCUGAUCAAGACCAAACAACGCAAAGAGAUUCGAUUCCAGCUCUUCAUGCAGGAGGCUGAGAGCCACCCUCAAUGCCGGCGGCUGCAGCUUCGAGACCUUAUCAUCUCUGAAAUGCAGAGGCUCACCAAGUACCCAUUGCUACUGGAGAACAUCAUCAAGUACACAGAGGGUGGCACAUCUGAGCACGAGAAGCUCUGCCGUGCUCGGGACCAGUGCCGGGAGAUUCUCAAGUUUGUAAAUGAAGCGGUGAAGCAGACGGAGAACCAACACCGAUUAGAGGGCUACCAGAAACGCCUAGAUGCCACUGCCCUAGAGAGAGCCAACAACCCCCUGGCAGCAGAGUUCAAGAGCCUGGAUCUUACAACCAGGAAGAUGAUCCAUGAGGGACCCCUGACCUGGAGGAUCGGCAAAGAUAAGACCCUAGACCUCCAGGUGCUGCUACUAGAGGACCUGCUAGUGCUGCUGCAGAGACAAGAAGAGAGGCUACUGCUGAAGUGCCACAGCAAAACAGCUGUGGGCUCCUCAGACAGCAAGCAGACCUUCAGCCCUGUGCUCAAGCUCAAUGCUGUUCUCAUUCGCUCAGUGGCUACAGAUAAACGAGCCUUCUUCAUCAUCUGCACUUCUGAGCUGGGCCCUCCCCAGAUCUAUGAGUUGGUUGCAUUGACAUCAUCAGACAAGAAUAUAUGGAUGGAACUCUUAGAUGAGGCUGUGCAGAACGCCACCAAGCACCCUGGAGCUGCCCCAACACCCAUCCAUCCCUCAUCCCCAGGAUCCCAGGAGCCAGCCUACCAAGGCCCUACCCCCAGCAGGGUAGGACUAAAUGACUCAGAAGUGUACCAUAGUGAACCAGAACCCAAGGACCUAUCUGGAGGUACUGGACCCAAGCAGAGAGUUCAAGGGAAGCAGCUGGUACCACAAGAGGAGCCCAAGCAGGAGGGCGAUGCAGAGGAAGAGGAGCUGGGAGCCUUAUCUCACUCUUCCCCGUCUCUGGAUGGAGAAAACAGGGGCAUCGGGACAAGGAACCCUGUCCGUCUGGCCCUUCCAGGCUCUCUGCUCAUGGAAGGACUUGCUGACGCUGCCCUGGAAGAUGUGGAGAACUUGCGACACCUGAUCCUAUGGAGCCUGCUGCCUGGUCACACUGUGGAGACUCAGGCUGCCAGUGAGCCUGAGGAUGACCUGACACCCACACCUUCUGUCAUCAGCAUUACUUCUCACCCCUGGGACCCAGGAUCCCCAGGGCAAGCUCCCACUGUAGGUGACAACACCCAGUUCCUGGGGCCAGAGGGAAGCCAGCCAGAGGAGGAAGAUGUGGCUCUCUGUUCUCUGGCACACCUUCCCCCAAGGACCAGAAAUUCUGGGAUCUGGGACUCUCCUGAGCUGGAUAGGAAUCCAGCUGAAGAGGCUUCAAGCACAGAACCAGUGGGAAGUUACAAAGUUGUGAGAAAAGUCUCUCCUCUCCCUGGUGGUGGUGUUGGUGCAGCCGAGGUGGCGGGCAACAAAGUUAUCCCUGCACUACCAGAGAGUGGCCAGUCAGAGCCUGAGCCACCUGAAGUGGAAGGAGGAACACAGGCUACGGGGAACUAUUUUUAUGUCAGCAUGCCAACAGGACUUGGGGACUCCAGCACUGAGCCUGCUGGGACACCCAUAAGCCUCUCCCAGCCUGACAGCCUCCCUGCAUGGCAGGCAGAUCCUCAGCACCAGCAGGGAAGGAGUGGGGAUCAAAGACACCCCAGCCGCUCUCCCCGCAGCCUGGUCUUCAGGGAUGUGGGUGUGAUCUUCCAAACCAUUGAGCAGCUCACCCUCAAGCUUCACAGACUCAAGGACAUGGAGCUGGCCCACAGAGAGCUUCUUAAGUCCCUUGGAGAAGAGUCAUCUGGUGGUACCACACCUGUGGGCAGUUUUAACACAGAGGCAGCCAGGUGGCCAGAGCACUCCCUCUUUCCUCCUGCCAAGGAACCCCUGGCAACUGACUUUCGGAAUAGUCACGAACAGGGGUCCUGCCUCGAAGAGGGCUCUGACACCCGCCUAGAAGAGAGCACUGCAGACACAGCUGUGUCACCAGGACCAUAGCCAUCCAGACCACAUCUCUGUAUCUCCACCGCCAGAGACUGGCCUGAGCCAAAGUACAUACAGCAGUGGGAGACCCAAACCUCCCCCUUGAAAGAUGCCACAGAGGCCUGGAGGAGACCACAUGUCGCUUCAUCUGCUCACAGUGGACAGAGUCCAGUUACAGUGUCACUGUCCCUCCCAAAGCCCAACUUUCUGUGGCUUCAGUGUCCUAAGCAUGGUGACCACAUCAUAAAGGCCUCCCAGGAUGCAGGGUCUACCCACUCACCCCGCAUACCCACAUAAUGUGUGUGGGGUGUGCUCUUUGGCACAGCACCCUCAGGUGUGCAGAUCAAGGGAGGAGGCCUCUAUGUAAAUGCACUUUCUUCCCUCCCAGGUUCAGGACAGAGCUAGGUACACUACUCUCCUUUUUGUCCCUUUGAUUGCCUAUGUCUUAUAUGUGCAUCUUUGCCAUUGUAAAUAACAGCCUUUUUUGUUUCUGUCCCUGGCAUGCUUACGUCAGAGACUGCUAAGGUGCGUGAAGUGGUCAGCAGUCCAGUUUAGGACCCUGUCACAUAGGCAGGUCGCCCAGCCUCCAGCCCUGUCAAGCUCCAAGAACCCCCUCUACAGCUUAGGCCUUCUCUUGUCAGAGGUACCUGCAGGGAGAUGCUUACCCCACCUACACCCACCCCUUCCCCACUUACCCCAUAGAAACCAAUAUAUCAGGUACGGAGUUCAAUACAGACCCCAGGAAAGGUGUGGGAGAUUGGAGUGCCAGAAUCCCUGAGUUAAGCCAGGGCCCUUCCCCGGGGGCCACCACAGAUUGUUCCAUCACCAUAUCCUCACUCCAUUCCCCACUAAUGAGCAUACACACUGUGCUAGGUGUAUAUAUACAUAUAUAUAUAAAUAUAUAUAAUAUAUAAAAUAUAGAUAUGAAAAUGACUGUUUUGCUGUUAAGAUAAUGUAUACUCUUAUUUUCUUCCUUUCAUGGUUAAGAUUUUUUUUUUUUUAAGAAAAGUUAAAUAUUCUUCAA